AUGGCAGUUCCAAAAAAACGUACUUCUAUGUCAAAAAAGCGUAUUCAUAAAAAUUUUUGGAAAAGGAAGGGAUGGUGGGCCGCGUUAAAGGCUUUUGCGUUAGCGAAAUCUCUUUCUACCGGGAAUUCUAAAAGUUUUUUUGUGCGCCAACUAAAUAAUCAAACGUUAGAAUAA
Messenger RNA from Vitis vinifera (wine grape), 174 nucleotides. The record is from the annotation of a RefSeq genome assembly. NCBI's taxonomy places the organism in Eukaryota, Viridiplantae, Streptophyta, Magnoliopsida, Vitales, Vitaceae.